AUGCCGCAACAGGAAAUUAUCUGCAGAUGGCAAUGGUAUCAUCACAUAAUAAGAAAAUAUUUUGCGGUGGACCAAGGCUUUGUCUUGCCUCUAAAUCUGCAGGAGAUGCGAUGUGUGGGUUCCAACCUACCUCGGGCAGCUUCGUCCUUCAAGAAGCUCAGAGAACCCCUGAAAGGUGUGUUUUACCUGAAUAAAACAGCGAACCUUCGGAUUUUUCUGACUGACGAAGUCUGUAAGAACGUUGCCAUCGCUAGUGUGAAACCCUCUAAGCCUUUCGUUAUUGGCCUGAAAUACUUUAAACUCAAACACUCAGCCCCUGAUGAUUGUAGUGCUGUAACUUUGGUCGACGGAGCAGGAGAACAUAAAUAUUUACCAGAUAGAAAGUCCAAAAAUGCUUUUUCUCAAGUGAGUUCGACGCAGGAAUUCAGCCUACUUGUAAACUGUACGUGUUUGGAGAAGUUCAGCUCAUUGUGGAUUACCAUAUUCGAAUAUCCGGAAACUUGCGAUUUGAAAGAUAAUCUCUCCAAUGAGUGGAAUCCCAAAAAUUUAAGAGAGGAAGACAUACCUUUGGGAGAUAGGUCGGAAUGUACCACUGGACGUGUAUCCUCAAAUAAGGACACAAGCAUACCAGUAUGUGAAAAGUCUUAUCUAACGUCAUCUACACGGCCACUGGGAACGUCACAGACACCGACAUCGUUAUCUACAAAUUCGCUGACAGUGUCAACAAAGGGGUCAACAGUACACGGAUACUCCACCGUAAGUGAAACGGAGGUGCAAUUGGACAAAACUGUAACACGUCGACCACAAUCAAACUCAACGCCUUCUGCUGGAAAGGACAAGACGGUAAUACUUGCUUCCGCUGUGGCUGCAGGGGUUUUGCUGAUAAUCCUAGUCGUUGUCAUCGUCAUUGUCUCAUGGCGGCGCCAUAAGAUUCGAUCAAUCAGAAAAUCUGCCGGUCAAGGGGAACAGAGGGAAGCUACAGGCGACGACAACCUGCUAAUGAGUUCCACCUCAGGUGGGCCGCUGACUGCAACCGGGGGACUGGAGAAAGAUGCCACAUAUAGCUGUGUCGAUGACUCCUCUGCGUUCGCCAGAGAAGUGGCGGAGGUGGAAUGUCGUAAUACCUAUGAUGUAAUCGGAGUAGAGCCCGGAUCAUCUUCUGUUGCAUUGCAGAUAACAUCCGACACAGACAGGCCUACCUACGACGAACUGCAAAUACCGAAAGUAAAGCGCCUGUCUCCCCAGAAUUAUGAAAAUGUGAACAGCACUGAUGCAAACCUGGUCAGCUACUUACAAUCUGGCGCGGUAACAGAGCUAGAUCUUAAACAUAUGGUCAUAGACGGCUGUGAAUAUGCAGUUGUGCAAAAGUAACGUACAUGCAUAUAUCUGGCGCGGUAACAGAGCUAGAUCUUAAACAUAUGGUCAUACAGGGCUGUGAAUAUGCAGUUGUGCAAAAGUAACGUACAUGCAUAUACAGCAAUUGAUGUUAUUAAGCCUAUAGUAUGUCUUUCUGCAGUUUAUAUCUUAUAGUUAGACUUGAGAUCUUAGCCUUUAUAAGUGCAAGAACAGAAAACCUGUUUGUUUCCAUUGUUGAAAUUCUGGUGUGUUAUUAGUUUCUUGUUCAAUCAAGAUCAUUACUGACAUACAUAUACAUUAUGUUUAUUUCAGUAUACAAAAAAUAAAUAUGAAUAAAUUAAUAUUAUUUCUAUUAUUAUUUAUUAAUAUUAGGCUAAAAGCUUGUAUCUGUGUAUAGUUUAUACAUCCUGUAUAUUCUUGAGUACUCCGUAAAAUACCAAUUAAAUAAAUAGGUAAAUAUAUAUUAUGUGAAAACAGAUCUGUGCCUAGAUGUAUAUUUAAUCAGAGAAAUGUACAUGUAUAC
This is a messenger RNA of Liolophura sinensis, 1879 nucleotides long. RefSeq lists its product as uncharacterized. NCBI's taxonomy places the organism in Eukaryota, Metazoa, Mollusca, Polyplacophora, Chitonida, Chitonidae. Bases 1 to 1371 code for a protein of 456 amino acids. The record is from RefSeq and is a predicted model, not a curated record. The transcript is spliced from 5 exons.